GCCAAGCCCCCGCCCACUCUUCCCCGCUAAUUCCAAUGCUGCGCACGACCUUCCUCCGCUCCUCGCAGGCGCUCCGCUGCUCGCGCGCGCUGUCCUCCGUCGCGUCCAAGGACCAGGUGGGCGUCAUCGGCCUGGGCCAAAUGGGCGGCCGCAUGGCCGACAACCUCCGCAAGCACGGCCACAAGCUCGUCGUGUGCGACCCCGUGCCCGCCAACGUGCAGAAGCAGGUGGACCAGGGCGGCGCCGUCGCCGCCGCCACGCCCGCCGAGGUGGCCGAGCAGUGCGACACCAUCGUCACCAUGCUGCCGUCCACGGCCAUUGUCGAGAGCGUCUACCUGGGCGACAGCGGCGUGCACGAGGCGCUGCGCGACGAGCACCUGCUGCUGGACUCGAGCACGAUCGACCCGAUCUUCACCAAGAAGCUGUCGACGGAGCUGCACGCGCGCGGCGCGACGUUCGUGGACGCGCCGGUGUCUGGCGGCGUGGCUGGCGCGCAGAACGGGACGCUGACGUUCAUGGUGGGCGGCGAGCCGGAGGAGUUCGAGCGCGUCAAGCCGCUGCUCAAUGCCAUGGGCAAGAAUCUCGUGUACUGCGGUGGCAGCUCUACCGGCCAAGUCGCCAAGCUGUGCAACAACCUGGCGCUGGCCAUUCAGAUGGCGUCCGUGGCGGAGGCCAUGAACCUCGGUACGACGCUGGGCAUUGACCCCAAGAUUCUCAAGAACAUCAUGGACACGUCUACGUCUUCGUGCUGGUCGACUCUUGUCAACCACCCAUACCCGGGUAUGAUGGAGAACGUGCCGGCGUCGAACAACUACGAGGGAGGUUUUGCCGUUGCACUGCACCGGAAGGACCUGGGACUGGCCAUGGACUGCGCCAAGCAGGCCGAAGUGUCCAUCCCUUUGACGUGCCAGGUGCACCAGAUCUACAACAUGAUGGUCUCGAGCGGCCACGGCAAGAAGGACUUCAGCUACCUGCUCCCGUACCUCAAGAACGGCAAGUAGACGUGAGAGAUGAGAUAACCAGGUAGCUUUGGCUGCCGCAAUUCUGUGUGAUGUCGACCCGUACCUUCACGCAACAAAAACAACAAAAUGAAUUACGCAUUGAAGGUCAUCUU
This is a messenger RNA of Phytophthora sojae, 1114 nucleotides long. RefSeq lists its product as hypothetical. The record is from RefSeq and is a predicted model, not a curated record. The transcript is spliced from 3 exons. Lineage: Eukaryota; Oomycota; Peronosporomycetes; Peronosporales; Peronosporaceae. Gene Ontology annotation, molecular function: NADP binding; NAD binding; 3-hydroxyisobutyrate dehydrogenase activity. Bases 36 to 1001 code for a protein of 321 amino acids. Gene Ontology annotation, biological process: L-valine catabolic process.